GACGUCAGAGUCACCCAGCUGGCUCCUCCAUCAGAACAGCAGGGAGAGCCUCUCCCAGAGGGAGACAUCACCGUCCACGGCCGAUCCUCCCCGGCAGCAUCGGCAGGAAACGGAUACAGUUAUGGGAGCGGCGGUGUUUUAGAGGCUUCUGAGGCGCGGACUCAAGUCGCGGGUUUUUUAAUUUUGUGUUUAUUUUUUAUAUUUUUCGCCCCUCCCCUCCCUCCCUCCUGCUAUGGCCGGGCUCCAUGGCUGCCGCUGAGACAGGUGCAGCAUCAUCGUUCCUCGGCAUGGACUCGGCCGCGGCCGAACCCCGGCCACUGCGCAUCCACGUGAGCUCCACGGGAGGGGGGCGAUAGAGUGGGCCGCGACGAGACCGGAGGACCUAAAUCCAAACAUUUAUCAGCUUUUUUUCCCUAUUGUCAAGGUUAUGCACGCGCACUGCAGCGGCUGCUCCGACAUGGCAUUUCUGUGGUUCAUCUGAGCCAGGACUGUGAUUGAAUACCACCCCCCCAUUCCUCCCUGUUGGGCGGAUUCAAACCCCCUGACAGCCUCGCCUUCCUGACCGGAAAAAUCAGCCUCAUCUGGACCAGAGGAGCCGGCUCCAGCUGCCAAGAUGAUGGAGAUAGACGAGGUGGUGUACCAGGACGACUACGGCUCCGGCACCGUCAUGUCGGAGCGGGUGUCGGGCCUGGCGAACAGCAUCUACCGGGAGUUCGAGCGGCUGAUCCGCAGCUACGACGAGGAGGUGGUGAAGGAGCUGAUGCCGCUUGUGGUCAACGUGCUGGAAAACCUGGACGCGGUGCUGACGGAGAACCAGGAGCACGAGGUGGAGCUGGAGCUGCUCAAGGAGGACAACGAGCAGCUCAUUACCCAGUAUGAGAGGGAGAAAGCGCUGCGUAAACAGGCAGAGGAGAAAUUUAUUGAAUUUGAGGAUGCUCUGGAAGCGGAGAAGAAGGACCUGCAGAUACAGGUGGAGUGUCUGGAGUUGCAAGGAAAACAGUUGGAGCUCAAGACAAAAAACUACUCAGACCAGAUUACGCGACUAGAAGAAAGGGAGUCAGACCUGAAGAAAGAAUACAACGCUCUUCACCAGCGCCACACUGAGAUGAUUCAGACGUACGUGGAGCACAUAGAACGAUCCAAACUGCAGCAGGCAGGGAGCAACAGCCAGUCAGAAGGUCCCGGCUGUGGACGAACUCAACGCCACACAUGGAGGAAGAGCAGCAAAGCGGAGCGCCCGCCUUCGUUGAGCCUGUACCCCAGCGGAGAGGGAAUGGUACGUGGGGGUCUCGGGGGGGCUAGGAUGGUGCCCGGGAAAGACAUCUGGCAGGUCAGCGAGCUCGGCUGCGCAACAUUCAGCUCUGCCUACCAGGAGGAUGGAUCCGAGUCUGACUCGGUGGCAGCGACACCCAGCAGCACCGGCAGCAAGUCCAACACACCCACCUCCUCUGUCCCCUCCGCCACGGUCACCCCUAUCAACGAAGGGUUCCUGCUGCAGUCGGACUUUGACAUGGCGCCUGCUGGGAACAGAAGGAAAAGCGGCAAGCGUUUAAGUCGGAACAUGGAGGUGCAGGUUUCCCAGGAAACCAGGAAUGUCAGCAUUGGUAUGGGGAGCAGUGACGAGUGGUCAGAGUUUCAGGAAAUCAUUGAUUCCACUCCAGAGCUGGAACACACCGUGUAUGGAGGAGGAAACAGUCCCUGUCAGGGCAUAGUCAAUGAGGCUUUUGGCAUCAACACCGACUCUCUGUACCAUGAGAUCAAAGACGCCAAAUCGGACAUCAUCGGGGAUGUGGACGCUGGCGCCGAACUGCUGGGCGAGUUCUCAGUCCGUGAUGAUUUCUUCGGGAUGGGCAAGGAGGUGGAGAAUCUUCUGACGGAGAACAAGCAGCUUCUAGAGACCAAAAAUGCUCUCAACAUCGUGAAAAACGAUCUUAUCGCCAAAGUAGACGAGCUGUCAGGGGAGCAGGAGGUGCUGAGGGAGGAGCUGGAAGCCGUGCGGCAAUCCAAGAACAAAGUUGAUGCCAGAAUCAAGGAGUUGGAGGAAGAAAUUAAGAGGUUAAAAGCAGAAGCUCUCGGAGCGUCUCGGGACUCCAAGGAUGAAGGAGAUGAUUUUUCAUCACCCAUUCAAGACGGAGACAUGACUAUGACCCAGCGGCGCCGCUUUACCCGAGUGGAGAUGGCCCGUGUGCUGAUGGAGAGGAACCAGUACAAAGAGAGGCUGAUGGAGCUCCAAGAGGCUGUUCGGUGGACAGAGAUGAUCAGAGCAUCCAGGGAAAGUCCGCCGAUCCAGGAGAAAAAGAAGUCCACCAUCUGGCAGUUCUUUGCCCGCCUCUUCAGCUCAUCCUCCAGCCCUCCGCCUGUGAAGCGGCCGUAUUACAGCGUCAACAUCCAUUACAAGUCUCCGUCGCCGGCUGGAUUUACGCAGCGACGCAGCCACACCAUGUGCCAGAUCUCCACCUCCAACCGCACCCUGGAGUUCUUCCCUGAAGAACUGGCCAGUAACGGUGUUGCGUCUCUCCUCAGUGACUCGGCACUGUUGGCCCGCCGAGAACAGCGGCGUGAGCAGUACAGGCAGGUGCGAGAGCACAUGCGCCGCGAUGAUGGCAUCAUGCAGGCCUGCGGCUGGAGUGUGCCAUCUCGCCUCAAACAGACUGGUGGUCAGAUGGACAGCGCUCAGGACAGCCCACUGAAGAGACAACAGACCACCAAUGACAAAGAGGAUAACCGCAUGAAGAAUGUUCCUGUCCCGGUGUACUGUCGCCCCCUAGUGGAGAAAGAUCCCAACAGGAAGUUGUGGUGUGCAGCAGGGGUGGACUUGACCGGUUGGAGGGCCAGCAGUCCUGGGAUGGGAUCUGCCAAAUCCCUGUCAGGCAGCAGUGACCCCCUGCAGGCUGACGAGGAUGCAUCCGACAAGAAGAACAACCACACGUCCCCCGAAAAGAAAAAGACAAAGGAGCUUCAGGAGACGGACAGCAUGAACAGUCGAGUGUGGAUUCUCACCAGCACCCACUCUGCCAGCAAGGUGGUCAUCAUCGACGCCAACCAGCCCGGGUCACUGGUCGACCAGUUCAACGUCUGCAACGCUCACGUCCUCUGCAUCUCCAGCGUACCAGCUGCAAGUGAAAGUGAUUAUCCAGCUGGGGAGAUCGUGUUAGAUCCAGGUGAUGGGGUUGCGGGGGCUGGAGACGAUGCCAGUGGGGUGGAGGGCAUGUUGGCCGGCAUCACGCUCGUCGGCUGCGCCACCAACUGCAGCGUUGCCCGGAGCAACUGCUCCUCGCGGACCGACACGCCAAUAAUGGACAAAGGACAAGCCCCCACUGCUCCCCCCACGAACGGGAAGAUUCACCCCGCCCAGUCAGCUGAGGAAGCCACGGAGGCCACAGAGGUUCCUGAAUCGACCGCUAACCCGGCGGAGAUGAGAUCUGGACCUCCAGGACCUUUUACGGAGCACGUCUUCACCGACCCCCAGCCUCGGCAUGCAGACGCCUUUGACAGGAGCUCAGGUCAGUCCAAAGAAGAAGCCUCUCAGCCCACAGAUUCAGAGGAUGGAAGCCAGGAAGCCAAGAACUACACCAGUGUGGCCCCGACCAUGUGGCUCGGAGCUCAGAACGGCUGGCUUUACGUCCAUUCAGCUGUUGGAAACUGGAAGAAAUGUCUCCAUUCCAUCAAACUCAAAGACUCAGUGCUCAGUUUGGUGCAUGUGAAAGGUCGGGUACUGGUUGCCCUAGCAGAUGGAACGCUAGCUAUAUUCCACAGAUCAGAGGAUGGUCAGUGGGAUUUGUCCAACUAUCACCUCAUGGACCUGGGGCGACCUCACCACUCCAUCCGCUGCAUGGCCGUCGUCCACGACAAAGUGUGGUGCGGCUACAAGAACAAGAUUCAUGUCAUUCAACCAAAAAGCAUGCAGAUCGAGAAAUCGUUCGACGCUCACCCUCGCAGGGAAAGCCAGGUGCGGCAGCUGGCGUGGAUUGGCGACGGGGUGUGGGUGUCUAUCCGGCUGGACUCCACCUUGCGGCUGUACCACGCGCACACACACCAACACCUCCAGGAUGUAGACAUCGAGCCGUACGUCAGCAAAAUGUUGGGAACCGGCAAGCUGGGAUUCUCCUUUGUGCGGAUCACAGCCCUUCUGAUUGGUGGGAAUCGCCUCUGGGUGGGAACUGGAAAUGGAGUGAUCAUCUCCAUCCCUCUGACGGAGACGGUGGUUCUACACCGGGGACAGCUCCUGGGUUUGAGGGCCAAUAAGGUGUCUCCCACAUCGGGUGGGGUGAUCCAUGUGUACGGGGAUGAUGGCUCUGAGAAGAGCAGCGGCAGCUUCAUCCCCUACUGCUCUAUGGCGCAGGCCCAGCUCUGUUUCCAUGGACACCGAGAUGCUGUCAAGUUUUUCGUCUCUGUACCGGGCAAUGUUUUGGCCACCCUAAACGGGAGUGUUCUGGACAGUCCAACAGAGGGACAGAGCUCCACAGCUCCCACUGAGAAUGAAGCUCAGAGUGUUCAGAAUGUGUUGGUGCUGAGUGGAGGAGAAGGUUACAUCGACUUUCGUAUAGGUGACGGGGAGGAUGAUGAGACAGAGGAAGGGGAGAGUGCCGGUGCCUCACAGAUGAAACCUGCUCUAAGCAAAGCCGAGCGAAGCCACAUCAUCGUCUGGCAGGUGUCUUAUAUACCUGAGUGACACCUUGAGCGGCUUUACCGCCCAUCCACCUCUUUUGCUAAAUAUCUUCCUACUCCUCAGAGGUUUUCAGCCUCCUAAACUGUGUAAUUAUCCCUGGUCAUGUUAAAGUUCUCCUUUGGCUCUAAAACAACCCUCCAAUCCAUGCAUUUGUCCUUGUAAUUAUUAUACCCCCGCAUCACUUUCUAACUUUAACGCCUCAUAUGUAAGUCCUCUGAUCUACUUAUCUGCCUGCCACCCUAAUUCUGCCCCACGGAGGGUAUUGUAACUGUCAUCAUGAGCCUUGUAUCCCAGCCUCCUCCUAACUACCUCCCUCCGCUGUAAUGAUCUUGUACUCGCCCUGUAAGCACACCGUAUUCCCUUCAUAGUUUCCUCAGCUGCCCCGCUCCAGCCCCAGAGCUGCUGCUCUCCACUCAGUUUGUCCACAUCUUCCUUUAAGCCCAACAUGAAUCAAUGAAAGGGAAAGAAAACAAGAGAAACGAUAUCUCUGCUUUGAAAAAUUCAAGCAUCCAUGGUUGGAUCGAGAUGUGAAACGUCAGGAAAUAUCAAAGAAAUCUGCAGCAGUUUGUAGAAAUUCAAAGGUCCUGUUAGAGGUGGCUUUGGUUGAUAACUUAUUCCCCUCUCUGUUACUACUGAUUGGACCGUUUGGUGUGAAGCAAGAGGAAGGCGGCAUGUUGUCAUGAUAUGUACAGGAAAUACUGUAAAUCUCUACUGAAGCCCAUCCACUUUGUUAAGUAUGGAAAUUUGUGCAUUGAUUUCUGUGUGGAUUAAAUAUUAAACUUAUUUGUGUGCCGAA
This is a messenger RNA of Oryzias melastigma (Indian medaka), 5465 nucleotides long. It is a transcript of the gene mapk8ip3, whose product is annotated as mitogen-activated protein kinase 8 interacting protein 3. Gene Ontology annotation, cellular component: cytoplasm. Lineage: Eukaryota; Metazoa; Chordata; Actinopteri; Beloniformes; Adrianichthyidae. The transcript is spliced from 34 exons. The coding region runs from base 614 to 4672 and encodes 1352 amino acids. Gene Ontology annotation, molecular function: kinesin binding; MAP kinase scaffold activity; signaling receptor complex adaptor activity. The record is from RefSeq and is a predicted model, not a curated record. Gene Ontology annotation, biological process: vesicle-mediated transport.